UGCAGCCAGCCAAGGUCUGAGAAAAAAAGAAAAAGACAAAAAGAAAACACAGGGACGAAGAACUGUCAGUGACAGAAAGAACAUUGUCUUGUGAAAUACGAGAGAAGAUCCAUCGGUAUUGGUGACGAUGGCGUCGGGCAGCACAGGCAGUGAGGAGGAGAGAAGCCUCCGAGAAUGCGAGCUUUACGUGCAAAAACACAACAUCCAGCAACUCCUCAAAGACUGCAUCGUGCAGCUCUGCACCUCCAGGCCCGACAGACCCAUGGGCUUCCUUAGAGAGUACUUUGAGAGGAUGGAGAAGGAGGAGUCCAAGCAGAUCCUGAGCCAGCAAAAGUCGACCUCUCGUUCGGACUCUCGGGAAGACGAGGUUUCCCCCCCCAUGAACCCCGUGGUGAAGGGCCGCCGUCGCCGUGGCGCCAUCAGUGCCGAAGUCUACACAGAGGAAGAUGCCGCCUCAUACGUCAGAAAGGUCAGGGGUCAGCCCUCAGCCAAUCACACCACGCUACAGGUUAUCCCGAAGGACUACAAGACAAUGGCCGCCUUGGCUAAAGCCAUCGAGAAGAACGUGCUGUUCGCCCACUUGGAUGACAAUGAGAGAAGUGACAUCUUUGACGCCAUGUUCUCCGUCACCUACAUAGCGGGAGAGACGGUCAUCCAGCAAGGUGACGAAGGGGACAACUUCUAUGUCAUCGACCAAGGAGAGAUGGAUGUGUACGUGAACGGGGAGUGGGUGACCAACAUCGGGGAGGGGGGCAGCUUCGGAGAGCUGGCCCUGAUCUACGGGACCCCCCGGGCGGCCACCGUCCGGGCCAAGACCAUCGUCAAACUGUGGGGCAUCGACAGAGACAGCUACCGGAGAAUACUCAUGGGGAGCACUUUGAGAAAGCGAAAGAUGUAUGAGGAAUUCCUCAGCAAGGUGUCCAUCCUAGAGUCCCUGGACAAGUGGGAGAGGCUCACGGUGGCUGACGCCCUGGAGACGGUGCAGUUCGAGGACGGGCAGAAGAUCGUGGUUCAGGGAGAGCCGGGGGACGAGUUCUUCAUCAUUCUAGAGGGCUCAGCCGCAGUGCUCCAGAGACGCUCGGAGCACGAGGAGUUUGUAGAAGUGGGCAGACUCGGGCCAUCCGACUAUUUUGGUGAGAUCGCCCUGCUGAUGAACCGUCCCCGAGCAGCCACUGUGGUGUCCCGGGGCCCCCUGAAGUGUGUCAAGCUGGACCGACCUCGCUUUGAGCGCGUGCUGGGGCCCUGCUCAGACAUCCUGAAGAGGAACAUCCAGCAGUACAACAGCUUCGUGUCUCUCUCCGUCUGAGUCCCCCCCCUCUCUCCUCCUCCACCCUCCUCUCCUCCAACCCCCUUCUCUCC
Messenger RNA from Hypomesus transpacificus, 1359 nucleotides. RefSeq names its product cAMP-dependent protein kinase type I-alpha regulatory subunit. Gene Ontology annotation, biological process: regulation of protein phosphorylation. Gene Ontology annotation, cellular component: cAMP-dependent protein kinase complex. Bases 128 to 1306 code for a protein of 392 amino acids. The transcript is spliced from 11 exons. Gene Ontology annotation, molecular function: cAMP-dependent protein kinase regulator activity. The record is from RefSeq and is a predicted model, not a curated record. NCBI's taxonomy places the organism in Eukaryota, Metazoa, Chordata, Actinopteri, Osmeriformes, Osmeridae.